GAUAUUCUGCCUAAGAACGAGAAAACUAACAAAUUAAUGGCGCUUUAAGGAACAACAUCCGUUGUCUCGUAAAGUGGUGACACUGAUCGUAUUACAGGACAGGGGCCAUUGUAUACUCGGGAUGACAGGUAAAGAGCCAGAAAAGAAGCAUGACGUCCACAUUCCAGUCAAGACGAAACUGUUUGUCUACAUGUCCCACUGUUUCACGACAAUGGGUGCCCGGAUGUGGUGGUUUGGUAUCGGAUUGUUUCUGGUCGAGGUGACACCUCAUUCACUACAACUCACUGCCCUGUAUGGUUUCAGCAAUGGCGGCGCCAUGCUUCUCCUGGCGGCCGUUAUUGGUGACUUGAUCGACAAGUCUAACAGACUCAAAGCUGCACGUGUUGCCCUCGUUCUCAAUAACGUCAGUAUCGCCAUUUGCUGCGUCGUCAUAUUCCUCGUCCUGACGUACAGACCCCAGAUCGAGGCUGUUUGGGAAGACGCUCGGCUCCUCACUCUCUGCUUCGCCAUCGUCGUUAUCAUCACCAUUUUCGCCAACCUGACUAAUCUAGGUCGUGUUCUCAUUAUGGAGCGAGACUGGAUUGUGGAAAUUUGUCAGCGUGACAAAGCAACAAUCGCAACGAUGAGUGCGACGUUCCGCUUCAUUGACUUGUGUACUAAGGUGGUUGCUCCCUUGGUAACGGGACAGAUUAUGACGUAUGGUUCCCACAUUUACGGCGCCAUAUUUAUUGCUAGCUGGAACGUUGUUGCCCUGUUUGCGGAAUAUUACCUGAUCCGGAAAAUCUACACGCUUGUGCCAGCUCUUCAUACAAAGUCAUCACCAGAAAUAAAAGAGGUGAGCAAAACGGAAAGAUCGGCACAACACGACAAAGAAUAUCGGACCCUUCCUUCAGAUGACGUACUCACAUUGAGUAAGGAGUCGGAAGUGACCACUUUACCUCGCGUAGAGAUACACGAUCUGACCCCUGACAGUGAUACAGCGGAAAGGUCAAACCAGAAUGAUACUGAAGGAUGUUCAACAGUUAACAAAGAUAAGACCGAUCAACUAUCACUAGAUGUGGAGGAAAGUGGAUCUACAACAAAGACUGACGUUAAUGGGGAUACUAGUACUACUACAGUCGACCAGUUAUCAAAUCAAAACACCACACUCAAACCAGGAGAAAGUGAUUUGAAAUCUUCACCAACCAAUGACAGAAUUAUAACAUCCAUAAAAGAUUCAUCAAACGAAAUAUUUCGCUCUUCAGAACAGCAACUUGUUAAGAAAGAUUUGGAAUCUGUCGAGAAUGCUCCUAGUGUAGCUACGAAGGACACUUCUCCACCGGAAAUACAAGAUGUCGAUAAGCCAAAAAGUUUAGCAGCCCAGCUGUGUUACAGCUUGGUAUCCCUGUACCGUGGAUGGAGGACCUAUAUGAGAUAUGACGUGGCAGUAGCCGGUUGGUCACUGGCUUUCCUGUAUUUUACUGUCCUUGGGUUCGACAAUAUUACAAUAGGUUACGCCACCACUCAGGGUAUGUCGGAGUCCUUAGUUGGUAUCCUGAUAGGAUGUGCUGCUGUGUUCGGUAUCAUUGCCUCCGUAUCCUUCCAGUCCUUAGACGGAAGUAUGGUUUGGUCAGAACCGGAACUAUAGGUCUAAGCUGGGAAGUUGCCUGCCUCUGUCUUUGUAUUGUUUCUCUUUGGAUGCCGGGAGGGACGUUCGAUCCAAACAGAGACUGGUCAAAACAGGAAAGCACCAAAGGUAACUGUUCAAAUAUCAUACCAACUACAUCCGGGACACUGAUGUCAACUGCUCUUGUAACAACGCCUUACGUCAAUGUAACCACAGAGCCUAUUGCAGAACCGGAAAUGGACAUAUCGACAGUAUGUAACUACGCAGCGGAAGUGAUGGACAGUGUUCCGGAGUCUAAGGCCUCCAUUAUAAUGCUACUGAUGGGGAUAGUAGGGGCCAGAUUUGGUGUCUGGCUAACUGACCUUGCAAUCACACAGUUGUUCCUUGAGGCCGUCACGGAAACAGAGAGAGGACUCGUCAACGGAUUUCAGUCAUCGUUGAACAAACUCAUGGACAUGUUAAAGUUCGUCAUGAUCAUUUUUAUUCCCGAUCCGUCCAUGUUUGGUUACCCAGCUGUAGUUUCAUUCUGCUUCAUCUUCACGUCUUGGUUACUGUAUACUAGAUUCUCUAAGAAGAGAACUGGUCAUUUGUUGUGUGGCAGUGAUAGUACAACAGAUACUAAGUAACGAUACAUUAAUAUAGAAAUAUCAUACAUUAAUCAGAAGGAGUAUACGUCUAGUUCACAAAAUUAGGUAUACAAAAUUUAUUACCUACAAUGUAGUUAUGGAAGGUGCAAUGUCGACUUAUAUAUCAUUUACAGAAAAUGGCUUGCAACAUAACAUAACAUUUUGCACGUCAUGGCCAUGGCAACAUGUAUUUUUUCAGUCACUCGUUUGAGUUUUUCUGUAUGCGAUGUAAAAGUUCAGAUGAAUUUGUUUGCCUACAUAACUUGUUUGGUGGGUUAUGUUAGAUAGAGGGAGAUUUAAACAGGGGGACCCUUACUAUCGUCGGAUACAUAUUAUAUAUACGGGUGUGUGUGUUUUUUGAAGAAGAGUCCAGAAUGUUUUCAGAUAUACGUGUGUAGGUAUUUCUGGACAAAGAUCGUGAAAUGAGUUCGAUCGGUGAUUGUGAUGGUGUGGACGGCAUAACUAUUACAACAGGUCUGAUGUAUGGGAAUGCAAUAGGGACAAUUAAAGGGAGCGCUUCUCUAACCCAGAUCAAUCCGAAAUAGAGGUCCAUAUGGCAUACGCUGUAAAUUAACCCUCUGAUGAAAAUGAUUCGUAUCUGAGGGUUUUAAAUGCACACAAUAAAGGUAUGUUUCAAUGGU
Molecule: messenger RNA, 2873 nt
Organism: Pecten maximus
Lineage: Eukaryota; Metazoa; Mollusca; Bivalvia; Pectinida; Pectinidae
Product: solute carrier family 40 member 1-like
Exons: 9
Coding region: 122-1627 (501 amino acids)
Biological process (GO): iron ion transmembrane transport
Cellular component (GO): membrane
Molecular function (GO): iron ion transmembrane transporter activity
Source: RefSeq, a predicted model, not a curated record